AAACCUUUCCACGGGACCGGAGCUGUGGAAUUCGAAGCACGACUCAUAUCGCUGAUAAAACAAAAGAUCUUAAUAUAAACAGAUUCUAAACAAUUUAACAAUUAGACCGGGAAGGAUAGAUUCGAUCUCUUUGAGUCUCUAUCAGUCGUAAUGGCGAUACAAAUUMUUAGGAUGCCGCACUUUUUGCCCUUGUUGAUGGCUAUAUUAUUCUUGGACAACUUGGUGAAAGUAGAUGCUGAUUGCCAUAGCACACCCGUUGGCCUAGAAAACAUGUACAUCAUCCCUAACAUUAGCUUCACAGCAUCUUCUUUCUACGAUAACAAAUAUAUCCCAUACAAUGCUAGACUGAACGGUUACAACGGAUGGAGYCCGAAACUAGCGAACCGCGAAAAUGAAUAUCUACAAGUUGACCUUGGGUACCCUUACGUUAUCUGUGCCAUAGCAACACAAGGUAGUAGUCUCAAAACUGAGUGGGUAACGCAGUACAGGAUAAUGACAUCAGUCUAUGGAACGGAAUGGGUUGCCUAUAAAGAAAAUAGUCAAGUUAAGAAUUUCACAGGAAACACGGACCAAAACACUAUCGUUAAGAAUAGAGUCAAUAAACCUUUGGCAAGAUAUGUCCGCAUUUUUCCAACAAAGUAUCGAAUCUGGAGCACAAUGAGAAUUGAAUUAUUUGGCUAUCCUGAAGCGUGUGAUAAUCUUCCACUUGGAAUGGAAUCAGACGUCCUUCAAAAUAUAACAGCCUCUUCUGGUCAAGACCCAGCUAAGAAUGCCAGGCUAAAUUACACAUCAGGCUCGUCUUGGUGUGCCUCUACAAGUGACUCUGAUCCUUAUCUACAGAUUGACUUGGGGUCAUUUCACCUUUUUUGUGCUGUGGCUACACAGGGAAACAGCAUGGCAGACCAGUGGGUGAAGACGUACCAGAUAAAUACAUCUACUGAUGGUACAACAUGGACCACUUAUCAGGAGAACAAUAUUGACAGGGUAUUUUGGGGCAAUUUUGAUCGUUCAACGGUGGUACGCCAAGUUCUUUUCUAUGGCACUGUUUUAAGAUACAUACGUAUCAUACCCAAGACACACCAGACUACACCUUGCUUGAGGACAGAGAUCUAUGGAUAUCAAGUAAAUCAAACUUGUUCAAGUCACAGCUUGGGCAUACCAAGCUCUAAACGGGUUCUCAACCACAGGAUUUCAACAACAUCAUAUUACAAUAGCGAACACCAACCUUCUAUGGGAAGACUUGGCUCAGAUUCAGCAUGGGGGCCAGAAAAACAAAAAGGUGAUGACUACCUCCAGAUUGAUGUUGGUGCUGUGUCGUACAUGUGUUCUAUAGCAAGCCAAGGCAAUGGGAAUAAUAAAUUACACGAGUGGGUCACGAAGUAUGAGGUGUUGUAUUCUACAACCAAUAACCAGUAUAUAACAUACAGCGAGAAUGGGACAGACAAGGAAUUUCCAGGAAAUACAGAUCAAUCAACAAUUGUUACCAAUUCAAUAAAGAAUCCAUUCAAAGCCAAGUUUAUUCGUAUUCGACCGAAGGACUUCAAUAGAUGGAAGAGUAUAAGAGUUGAUUUUAAAGGACUCUCAGCAGCCUGUGGCACAUCAUUGGGUCUCGAGAAUUCCCACAUACCGGACUCCCGGAUCACCUCCUCUUCCUCAUUGGAUAAUUCCCAUGCUGCAUCACAUGGUCGUCUGUACGGUAGCUCCUCAUGGUGCAGCUCCUCUUCAUCCAAUACCGAGUACAUCCAGGUCGAUCUUGGAGAGGCCAAGACAGUAACAGGUAUAGCAACACAAGGAGACAAAGAUUUGGAUAAGUGGGUAACGUCAUACAAGAUGGGCUACAGUUUUGAUAAUAGAUAUUGGUACAAGUACAAAGAAGAGAAACUUAUCAAGGUAUUCAAUGGAAACAAAAAUAGAACUGACGUCAUAGUUAACUGGCUAAGCAAUCCAACUGCAGCUCGUUACGUCAAAAUAUUUCCUCAGAGCAGUAACGGUGGAGUCUGUCUAAGACUCGACCUUUAUGGAUGCACCUUCU
This is a messenger RNA of Actinia tenebrosa (Australian red waratah sea anemone), 2032 nucleotides long. RefSeq lists its product as uncharacterized. The record is from RefSeq and is a predicted model, not a curated record. NCBI's taxonomy places the organism in Eukaryota, Metazoa, Cnidaria, Anthozoa, Actiniaria, Actiniidae. Gene Ontology annotation, molecular function: protein binding.